AAUGGGCGGAAUUAUAAGCUAGUUGUAUUCUAAUAGUACACAAAUUCUUAAAAUCCACCAAAUAAUUUGGUAACGUGUAUAAUGUAACCGAAGAAGAAGAUCAAAUGGGGCCUGUCGUUUAUCGUGGCGUGGGGAUGUCGUCUUCUUCAUUGAAAGAUUCUUCAGCAUUUAGGUUGCUUUUCCCUGUGGAGUUUCUUUAGUUCGUACUUCGUAAUCCUAAGAAUCACUCCUCCUGUAUCUAAAUGAAAACCCGAAACCCACCCCGGGAAGCAAGAACAAACAAAACCCGAAUAUCACAGCGAACAAAUUCCCCCCAUUGCUUCCGCGAUUCCUUCAUCUCUAUCUAUAUAUAAAAAAUCCGACCCGCCAGCCAGCCCACUAACCCGCUUCAAAACUGCUGCACCUGCGCUUCAUUUCAUACCCCUUUCCUCCGAUUGUACAGAAUUGUACUUGUAGCUUUCUCUCUCCCCUUCCUUCUUCUGUAGGCUUGUUUUCUUGUAGUUACGUGCGAGCUCCCAUAAUCCCCACUGCAAUUCCCUGAUAAUACCCCUUGUCCAUGGCUACCACCACCGCCACAAUGAGCGGCGAUCGGUCGGAGAUAGCUUUCUUCGACGUCGAGACCACCGUUCCCACCCGAACCGGCCAGGGAUUCGCUCUCUUAGAAUUUGGAGCCAUCUUGGUCUGCCCCAAAACCCUCGUCGAGCUCCACAACUACUCCACCCUCAUCUGCCCAUCAAACCCUUCUCUUAUCUCUACCUUGUCUGUCCGCUGCAACGGCAUCACCCGCGAGGCCGUCACCACGGCCCCUUCCUUCUCCGACAUCGCCGAUACAGUCUUCGACAUUCUCCAUGGGAGGAUUUGGGCGGGGCAUAACAUUCUGAGGUUUGACUGCCCCCGAAUUAGAGAAGCUUUUGCUGAUAUUGGGAGGUCGCCACCAGAGCCCAAGGGAACUAUUGAUUCCCUCGCCUUACUGACUCAGAAGUUUGGUAGGAGAGCUGGUGACAUGAAGAUGGCUUCUCUGGCUACAUACUUUAAACUUGGAAAGCAAACGCAUAGGAGCUUGGAUGAUGUUAGGAUGAACCUUGAAGUUCUGAAAUAUUGUGCUACUGUCUUAUUCCUGGAGUCAAGUCUCCCAGAGACAUUUCCAGAAAACAGUUGGGUUUCACCCAAUGCUAUUACUAGAAGUCGCAGAGCAAGCAAAUCAAUGAUUGACACAACAGACUCGAACGGGAACACUCCUUCGAGUUCAGAGUUGGAGAGAAUCCCAGAGUUGACUCCUGGAAAUAAUGGAAUGGAGGGAAAUCAUCCAAUAUUGUCUUUUGUGACGAGCAGCAGUGUUGUUCACAGAAAUACAGACCCUUUCGACAUGAGCCUACUCAGAGAUGAGGUGAAUACUGAGUCAUUGGAAAGGGAUGUCUCGAUGGAAGAAAAUCCUGUCUCAGAAUCUUCCGAAAUGCUUUCAGCAGCAGCAACUGUUUCCGAGAUCUUACAGCUUGAAGAAGUUGAUGUUCCUUCUAUCAAGGCAUCUUAUGUUCCACAUCCCCGUGGAGGCGGAAAGAUGAAAUUAUUACACAAGAAUGGUGAUUUUGAGCUCCAUUGCCCUUGUUUAAAGGUCCGGUUCGGACUCAGCACAAAGUUUGUGGAUCAUGCUGGAAGGCCACGACUGAGUUUCAUGGUUGAUGCAUCUCCAAGUUUAUGUAGAGUUCUGGAUGCUUGUGACAAACUAGCUAUGAAUCUAUUCCAAGGUUCAGGUAGUGAAUCUAAUUGGAGACAUGUUGUGGUGCGGCAUGACAAAUACACCAACUACCCUAAAGUGAGGAUCAACAUACCCACUUUGGUAGACGGGAAUGUGGCUCAAUAUGCGACAGAGAUGUAUCAGAAAGAGGGAUCAGGAACCAUGCAAAAGCUCGUAUUUAGCAAGUUUGAUCCGGAGGAGCUUGAGCCAUGGCUCAACCCAGGGACCUUUCUGGAUGCUUACCUCUUCCUGGAUACCUACGAUUAUCAAAACCGUGCCGGGAUCCGAAUAGUGGCGAAGAAAUUGGUGAUCCAUAACGAGUGACAGCAGAAGCACGUUAGCUUUUCUCGUUAGAUGGUUGGCUGCUCUGCAGGCUCUGUAACAAGUAGGCUUUGACAAAUUGUACGCCGAAGGACAUUUAUUUGCAAUUGUUAUACUUGCUCAUUUGUUAAUUUACUUACUUUUAAAGUUAGGGAUCAGCUGACAAUAAUAUUGCUUCACUUAUUAUUAAAGACAUCACCUUUCUUUGUAGACCGUUGUCUUGGAUAGGGGUGGGCAAACGGUUCGGGUUUUACCGAACUGAAUCGAACCGAAACCUAAUUAAACCGAACCGAAAUUGAAAUAAUGCUAUUCUAUUUGAAAUUCGGAAGGAAAAUAUGGAUAGUUCGGAAAUUAGGGUUCUUUCAACUGAAUUGAAUUUUUGAAUUUUCGACUGAAAAAUCGAAAUACUAUAAUUUCAAGCUCCAAAUGGUGGAUUUUUAUGUUUGUAGUUGUUUUUAGACUUAAAUAUUUGUAAAACAGACUUAUGUGUUGAAAAGUUUGAUUUUAUCAUUGAUGAUGCGUAUAAUUGCAUAUUUAUUGUUUAUAUUAGGGGUGAAAAAUAAUUUAAAAGUGAGAAGAUACAAGUAGCUUCAUAAAAUCGGUUUUAUGUGAAAAAUCGAACCGAAUUAUAAUUCGAUUCGAAUUUGGUUUGAGGUUUGGGUGAAUUCGAGGACCCGAUAUUCAUAAUUUCGGUUCGGUCGAAACCGAACCAACCGAAUGCCCACCCAACAGUUGGAUAUGUUACCUCGAGACUAGGGAUACCCAAGAUUGGAAUUUUAGGUUAUCCAUAACUAAUUGACGACAAAAGAAAUGUGCAUCUGCUCUUCUCAAGGUUCACCACCAUAACAUGUUACAUUUCUAUUAUUUCAAUCGAACCAUGACAUAUCUCUUUGCUACUACACGUCAUACAACAACAAUGACUAAAAAAGUUGAGGUAUGUCUAUAGUGACUUGCAAGUUAGUUAGUUACUGUGAUUUGGACAACAAAAACAAAUGAUCGAAAAGAGUAAGCGGUCUAUGGUUAUAUUAAUAUGCAUAUUCUAAUGAAAAAUAACGGUCGACCUCAUAUUGGAACAGAUCGACUGCUUAGUGGAAAGUAAGGCAACAAUAAGCCGAGUUGUUGCCUAUUUCGGUCGACCUCUGUAAAGGUUUGGUCAACCGCUUUGAAUCCAGAAUGUCAUACAACAACGAAUUACAAUAGAAUUUCACAAAUUGA
Molecule: messenger RNA, 3271 nt
Organism: Linum trigynum
Lineage: Eukaryota; Viridiplantae; Streptophyta; Magnoliopsida; Malpighiales; Linaceae
Source: the annotation of a GenBank genome assembly